AGUGUUAGAAUGCGUCCUUCGGAAGAGUUCUCCAAAGUUAUACGAGUUGGAAGGAUCUGUUCUGCUGUUUGUGGAGCUGAUGUAUUUGACCCAAAAUACAAAUUCAACAACGUUACUAGGGCUGUGGUCUUUUGCAUUGUCGUGUAUUUUAUAUUUUCGGUUUACACAGUCCAGCUUAAAAUAUCCGAAAAUUGGACUGUUGCAUUGGAGGCUUUUUGCAUGGUUGGAAGUGUCCUGCAGGGAAUUUCAAAACUUGUAUCUGGGAUUGCUUAUAAAAAUAAAUAUCAAGAAGCCCAAAAAUUUCUCGAUAGUAUCUAUUUGAAAUAUGAAGAAAAAGGAGACGAUUAUGUAAAAGCCCUAGAAAAAUGCAUUUCCAGGACUCGAGUGGUUCUUAAAAGUGUAGCUUUGCUGUAUUUUUUUGUUGUUGCUUCGUUAAUUUCAGUUCCAAUUGCCAUUUGGAUCUUUACCGGGAAGCGCCUUUUGGUUAUGCAAUUCUAUCUGCCGUAUUUAGACACAAAAACGACUCAUGGGUAUCUUGCAACAAUUGGAAUGCAGUCAACAUGUUUAGUUUUUGGAGCAUUUGGUAACUUUGCUGGAGAUUUGUUUCUGUUGGUGUACUUUGGUCAUGCAAAUGUACUGGUUGAUAUCUUUGUGUUAAAAGGAAAGGAGCUAAGUGAAAUGGCUACUGAUUUUGGAAGUCCAAAAGUGCAGUAUAAGCUUAAUGAAGUAAUUAAAUGGCAUCAAACUUAUUCAAGUUUCAUUGCAAAAAUUGACAGUAUAUACUAUUGGUCAAAUUUUACUCAGAUCACAACUUCAGGGCUAUCUAUUGUUCUAACUUUGGUCAUAAUGUUUGUCGGAGAUUGGCCUGGAGCUUACUCAUAUCUAACAAUAUCAUUUGUCAUGUUGUAUUUGUAUUGUGGUAUGGGAACUUUAGUCGAAAUUGCUAAUGAUAGGAUCUUAAAUGAAAUAUAUGAGAUUCAUUGGUACAUUUUGACAGUUCCACAACAAAAAUGUAUCCGCUACAUGCUGAUGAAAGCUCAGUCACCCAUAGAAAUAACCGUGGGAGGUGUUGCUCCACUUUCAGUUAAUACAGGAUUACAGGUUACCAAAACAGUUUACAGUGUUUUUAUGAUGCUUCUGAACUUUUUUGAUGAGUAGAUACAAGAAUAAAAACAAAAUGCAAACAAAUUUUAAUGGAAA
Episyrphus balteatus (marmalade hoverfly) is the source of this 1200-nucleotide messenger RNA. Its product is annotated as odorant receptor 67d-like. Gene Ontology annotation, biological process: sensory perception of smell; detection of chemical stimulus involved in sensory perception of smell. NCBI's taxonomy places the organism in Eukaryota, Metazoa, Arthropoda, Insecta, Diptera, Syrphidae. Gene Ontology annotation, cellular component: plasma membrane. Gene Ontology annotation, molecular function: odorant binding; olfactory receptor activity. The coding region runs from base 10 to 1158 and encodes 382 amino acids. The transcript is spliced from 5 exons. The record is from RefSeq and is a predicted model, not a curated record.